UUCCGCCUGAAACGACGAGAAGACUCAAUCCUGCACUUUUCACAGAGAAACUGGCUUUUACGGAAAGAAAGGCGGCCAUAAAUAUAGACAAACAUUUAUUUUUAUGACUGGAAACUCUUUAUUGGCAUUUCACGUCUUUGUUUCGCUUUGUAAGGAGUUUCAGUUGAUCUUCUUUUUUUUUUUUUUUUUUUUUUUUUUUUUUGAUGUUUUCUUUUCUGAACUUGUAUGACAGGAGUUUGUUAACGUCAUACAGAAGUGCAGAGCUUUUUGUUUUUCUCCACUGUCAGUGUGUUUUAAAGAAGGAAUGAGACACUUUCCUUAAAGUGCAUGGUGGGCGGUGAGUUAUGCAGAAGCCCGUCUCUGGAUCAGGAUGAGCACUACAGAUGGACCUGGGACCCCUCACCAUGAUGAAGAAGCCCGUGUUGUGCAAAUCUACCCCCGGUUACCUCAGGAGACAGAAGACUACUGUCCCCUGCAGAUCGGCAUCAAGGACACAGUGAAGACUGUGAUCCACAAUGCUGUGGUUGCCCUGGACUUGGACUCGGACUCCAGCCAGACCUACAGCUUGCUGGAGGUGAGGGGAAGAGGGAGCAAGGAGACACCGCUUGAAGAUGAAGACAACAUUUUGCUGCGGGUCCUGCUGUGGCCCCCAGAGACACAGAAGUGGCACCAUAGGAGCCAGGGGUACUAUUUUAUCCUGCAGCUGAGCAGCAAUGAAGCAAAGCAAGUAGGAACUUCUAAAGAAGACUCUGAUGACCUCUGCAACCUCUCCUCUGUGACCGAGGAGGAAGUCCUGCAGGUCUUACGCCAGCGCUUCUUUAAGCACAAAAUCUACACCUACAUCAGCAACAUCCUCAUCGCCAUCAAUCCCAAUAAGUUUCUACAUCUUUAUUACAAUCCAAAAUAUGUGAAGCUGUAUGAGAACCAGCCGCUAGGCAAACUGAGUCCCCAUAUAUUUGCCAUAGCCGACGUGGCCUUCAGAACCAUGCUGAACAGGCAGGUGAACCAGUGCAUUAUGAUAUCUGGUGAGAGUGGAUCGGGGAAGACAGAGAGCAGCAGCUACCUCAUCCACUGCCUGACUACACUCAGCCAGGGAACGUACUCUGGUGGAGUGGAGCGAGCCAUCCUGGGGGCCGGACCGGUGUUAGAGGCAUUUGGAAACGCCAAAACAGCAGAUAAUAACAACUCCAGCCGCUUUGGAAAGUUCAUCCAGCUCAUCUACCUGGAAAGUGGUGUCAUCAGAGGGGCAUUUGUUGAGACGUUUCUGCUGGAACAGGGCCGCCUGGUGUCUAGAAGUAAAAAUGAAAGGAACUACCAUAUCUUCUACUGUCUGCUGAUGGGUGCGUCAAAAGACGAGCAGGAAGAGUUUCAUCUGUUGAAGUUGCAGGACUACGUUUAUCUCAACCAGGAGGAGCUUUAUUUAGAUGACAAAGACAAGCUCGAGCUCAGACACGAGUACAAAAGACUCCAACAAGCUAUGGAGAUGGUUGGCUUUUUGAACUCCACUAAGAAACGCAUUUUUUCUGUCCUGUCUGCCAUCCUGCUCUUGGGAAAUGUGACCUACAGUCUAUCGAAGGAUACUCAGGUCCUGGAGGCUGGGCCAACAGAGGUUUUAUCUUCACUAUCAGAUCUACUCAUGGUGAAAAAGGAGCAGCUGGUGAUGGCAUUAACCAAGAAGAAGGUGGUGACUGCCACCUACACUAUGUUUUCACUCUACACACUACAAGAGGCCACCUCAGCACGUGACUCCAUGGCUAAGUGUUUAUACAGUGCUCUGUUUGACUGGAUCAUCCUUCACAUUAAUCACGCAAUGCUCAACAGACGAGACAUGGAGGAGUCCGUCUCUUGUUUGUCCAUUGGUGUCCUGGAUAUGUUUGGGUUUGAGAACCUCCAGACAAACAGUUUUGAGCAGCUGUGCAUCAACUAUGCCAAUGAGAAGCAGUGGCUUUACAUCAACCAGCACAUCUUUAAGAAUGAGCAGGAGGACUAUGUGUCAGAAGGCAUAACCUGGCAAAACAUCAACUUUACUGACAACAUUGACUGCAUCCAGCUGAUCAGCGACGAGUCAGUGGGACUCUUCCCCCUGUUGAAUGAGGAAAGCAACCUUCCUCGGGCAGGAGAUGAAACCUUGUUGAACAAGUUUAAACGGCACCAUCAGAAAAGCUCUCGCUUUGUGGUUUCUCCCAACGAGGCAACGUUUACCAUCGAACAUUGUGCUGGGAGAGUUAAAUAUCACAUCAAGGACUUCAAAAAGAAAAACACGGAGCACAUGCGUCCUGAAGUCGUAUCUCUGCUGCGGAGCAGUGAGCUUUCAUUCCUGCAUCACUUGGUUGCAUCCAACCCUGAAGCCCUGUUCAGAUGGAGCAUCCUCCGAGCAACCAUCCGCAUCGUCUCAGUGUUAAAAAAACUCUUAAGGCAGCGUGCAGAACAGAUUGCUGCAAGACAGAGCUCACGCAGGUCGCUCAUUUCCAUCAAUAGGCGCAGCAGUUAUCUAAACAGACUAUCUGGCAUCAGCCAGACUCUGGAUUUCUCCUUUGAUCGCUCUGAUGAACAAUCGAUUGAUUUGUUUGAGGACAUAUUUGAGAGUUACGAACAGAGAAAGAAAAACAAAGGCAGUCGACAAAAGCAGCUCAUUCCGAAGAACCUCAUAAAUGUGCGUUCACUUCAACACAUCAUUGGUCUUACAAACCACAACCGAACCAGCAAAUCCAUCUUUUACCCUGACAGGCGAGCAGAUCCCCCCACAGUUUGUGCUCAUUUUCAGACCUCACUUGGAAAACUGAUCGAGACGAUUGAGAAAGCAGAGCCUUUCCUCAUUUUCUGUUUUCGCUCCAAUGCCGAGAAGAAACUGCUGCACUUUGAUGAUGAGGUAGUGCUAAAUCAAAUCAAGUAUACAGGGAUACUGCAGAUGAUUCACAUGCAGAGGUCAAGCUUCAAAGCUAAAUACACAUUUAAGGAAUUUGUUAAGAAGUUCAGGAUUUUGCUUCCAGAAGGAACCACUGGAUCCCCAGAAGACAUAGCUGAACUGUUUGAGAGGAUGGGAUUUAAGAAGACCACCUACCAAAUAGGAAAAACCAAGGUUUUUCUCAAAGAAAAGGAGCGUCAGUUACUCCAAAACACCCUGAACAAAGAGGUGUUGCGACGCAUCGUCACCCUGCAGCGUUGGUUCCGCUCCUGCCUCAUAAGAUAUCACUUUCUGCAAAAGAAGGAUGCCACAAUGAUCAUACAGAGGAGCUGGCGAGAGUUUUUUGAGAAGCAAAACCGAGCUGCAACAGUAAUCCAGACCGCAUGGCGUAUUUCCCUAAAACACCCACUAGAGCAUGAGAUGAAUGAAAAAGAUGGAGUCAGCAUGGAGAAAAGACAUUUGAAGAAGCAGCAAAAUGUAGAACUCCACUUCAGCAAGACCCAACAGUCAGAUCCAGUCAACAACCAGGUGGACCAGAGCAAGCAGAAAGAAGAGAGCAGAGGGUCUCUUCCCCAACUGAGCAGACCCCACUCUGUUCCACUGGACCAUACAGCUAGCAGCAAUCCUAGCAAAAACCUUUCUAUCUGCAGCUCCUUCCAGCACAACAUGGACAAAAAAAGCAUGAGGGAAAGAUGCAGUGCAGAUGAUCAGAAAGACUUAUCAAACCCUGAAGUACACCGAAGGAGAGAUAGGAGAGAAGAUUUUUAUCACAAAGGAAAGUCAAUUUCUGCAGAUGAAUUGUUGAGCUUCUCUGGCAGUGAAAGCUCCUCCAGUACCAAAACAGAAAGGGUUCGUCUCCGCAAGCCGAAAAAUCACAAGCGACACUUAGCCUACACCCGCAGCGGUUUGGUGUAUAACUUUGGGGGCUCCAGGGAGAGCGAGUACUGGAACUUUCCGCUGCCUCCCAUCAGUCCUGCUGUGACCAGUGUUAUGGAUGUGUGGGACCUCAAAUCCCAGGUCAAGAUGUCAGCAGAUCCGAGCAGUUCAAGGUUCAGCCUUCCAGCCGGAACAGCCUGUGAGGUGACCGAUCAUCAUGGCUCAAACCAAUCACCGCUCACAAGUCCUGAGAAGAUGUGGUUUCUUGGUAGAUUUCUGAAGAAACGGGCACACAGAUCUUCCCCGACCAGUGAAUCACUGUCGGAUAAAAGUGUAACAUCGCCAAGAUUCUCUCCGCAAACCUACCAAAUUCCUAAUGUCAACAAUUCAAGGGUCCAUCAAAACCCAUCUGUUCAUAUCAGCCGCGCCACACGAGCUCUCCAGCCGGACGUGUCUCUGGACCGAGAGAUUACUGAUCCCAACGAGCUACGAAACCUUGACGAGUUCCUAGGGAAUCAGGUUAAUGAGUUACAAACAAGAAUAAAAGACCUGUCCCCAGCGGAGAACAUUUUCCUCUCUGCCACUAUGGAGUUCAGGGAAACCAUCAAAAGCAUGUACUCGUUACAAAAACCCCAAGUUUGUUACAAAAGCCUAAUGAAUGGGUAUCGUAACAAAGUGACCGCAUUAGCAGGACUAAGUAAGAAGUCAGAGGUCUCACUGGUGGUCAACUUGUUCCAGACUGUGCUGGACGGAUUCAUCAGGGCCGAAAAAAAACGAGUGGAGUCCGAACCAGCCAAGACUACCAAGACGACAAAGAAGGGAAGGAAAAAUGAGAAAUGUCUUGAAAAUCCUCUAGAUCAUCUGUUCAGCACAUACCAAGUGAACAUCAUGCAGUCAUGUGACUUGUGUGGCUCCUACAUCUGGGGAAUGGAGAAAGCGUACAUGUGCAGCGCUUGCAAAUUCAUUUGUCACAAGAAAUGCCUGAACAAAAUAAUCACAGACUGCUCAACACGGUGUGCCAGGAAGGAUGACAGAGUACCAGGCUCACAACACUUUGGGGUCCAAGUGUCUGUCCUGACCAAUAUUGCCAACCCUGUGCCCAAAGUGGUGGAGUUGUUGCUGAUGCACGUGGAACUAAACGGCUUAUACACUGAGGGCAUUUACCGAAAGUCGGGUACAGCAUGUCGAGCGAGGGAACUCCACCAGGUUCUGGAGACUGAUCCUGAAGGUGUCUGUUUGGAUAACUACCCCAUCCACACCAUCACAGGCCUCGUCAAACGUUGGCUCAGAGAGCUUCCUGAUCCCCUCAUGACAUUUUCUCUCUACAACGACUUUCUGCAUGCUGUUGAGCUGCCAGAGAAAACAGAGAGAAUAAGGGCUGUAUACCAAAAGGCAGAUGAACUUCCUCCUGCUAAUUACAACACUUUGGAACGGCUUAUUUUUCACCUUGUCAAGGUUGCAAAGGAAGAGAAGCACAACAAGAUGUCACCAACCUCUCUGGCUAUCGUGUUUGCCCCCUGCAUCUUGCGUUCACCUGAUUUAAAUGACCCCUUCCUUGGUAUGAAGGAUGUGCCCAAAACUACUCUCUGUGUGGAGAUCCUGAUCAAUGAGCAGUUAAGGCGCUACAACGAGAAGAUGCAAGAUAUCCAGGAGCUGGAAUUUGCAGAGGCCCAGGCUGUCAAUAAGCUCAGACUAAGGAGACAAAACACGGUCCUUGCAACAACUUCAGAAAUGGAUGUUCCACACUUAUCACAGCCUGAUGAGACAGACAUCACCAUCAUUGAAAGAAUCAAAUCCAUCAAGCAAGAAAAAGUGAACUUGGCGAUCAGGUUACCUGAACUGGGGCAGGACCACUCUGACACUGAAAUCCUGGACUCUGCGUCAUCAGUGAGCUCAGACAGCCUGGACCAGUUGGGGAGCAUUGACUCGGAAGGAAGGGCGACCAAGCUGUUGAAAACUCUGAAACCUGAAUGCCCAGCUAAACCUGGUGACCCAGCACAGAGAUUCAGGACACAUAUUGAACAGAGGAGGCUCACCUCUGGACAAACCACAGAUGUUACCCAGUCUACAUGCCGUCUGUCUAUCCAAGACACACCCUCUUCAGACGACAAGCAGCAGAUCACCAGCAAGAACUUUAAUGGGACCUUCGAUGACCUGGACAUCCCUUUUAUCGAUGAGGCUGAAGAAUAAAGCUGACACUAAUAGGACAAGUUUUGAUAAUCUGAAUAUUGCCAAGUAUGUGUGUUAAGACACCUUAAAGAGAGUGCACUUUGUUUGACAGACUCUAUUUGUCAUUGCUGCUGAGAAGUUAUCUGUAGUGAAAGGACAUCAUUCUGACCUGCUCUGUUAGGAUCCCUAUAAGAGAUCCACAGAACUAUUCUUGAUCUUUAAAUAUGGAUUUUUAUUAAUUUCAUUACUGUACAGAACACUUUGUAAAAGUGGUAAUAAAUUGUAAAGCAAGUGUCCCCUUUACUAAUGGUGAAAAAUUACUUAACCCUACCAUCAAUGCUCUAACCUUGUAGUUUGUGACUAGAUUGAACUUAUUAUGACACUGUGAUUAAGAAUCUCACUGGGAAACUAUGUACUUCUUCUUCUUUUUAAUUUUUUGUUGUUUACCUGUAGUUUGACAUUAAUUAAUCUGAGAUUUGUGUAAAAUAACUGCUGCCGUUAUUUUUGAAAUUUUUUGCCAUGAAAAAACAAGUGAUCCAUUGUAUAUACACCAUUUUUCCCUUGCUUUAAUGCAUGCCUGUGCAUUUUGAAAAGAAUGGAUGUUGUGCAUUUUGUUGCCAUAUUACCAACUGAAACAAAUAAAUAUCUCAUUCUGUAUCAAAUAAUAAUACAGAAUGUUUUACUUUAAAUUAUAGCUCAUAUUGGGUGGGGGUGCAAAACUGCCUAAAUUAAGUACAAAGGAAUCGAUAUCUCUAAAACUUAAAGAUACAAUGAGAAACUGAAUAAAUAAAAAGAUAUUGAAAAUUUAAUUAUGAAUAAAUGGGGAUCAUGACACAAACAUUUAUUAGUUAAAAAUAAAGAAAAAUGAACAAU
Girardinichthys multiradiatus is the source of this 6823-nucleotide messenger RNA. It is a transcript of the gene myo9b, whose product is annotated as myosin IXb. The record is from RefSeq and is a predicted model, not a curated record. The transcript is spliced from 41 exons. Gene Ontology annotation, molecular function: GTPase activator activity; microfilament motor activity; ATP binding. Gene Ontology annotation, cellular component: myosin complex. Bases 371 to 5971 code for a protein of 1866 amino acids. Gene Ontology annotation, biological process: intracellular signal transduction. NCBI's taxonomy places the organism in Eukaryota, Metazoa, Chordata, Actinopteri, Cyprinodontiformes, Goodeidae.